Molecule: messenger RNA, 1930 nt
Organism: Onychostoma macrolepis
Lineage: Eukaryota; Metazoa; Chordata; Actinopteri; Cypriniformes; Cyprinidae
Exons: 10
Coding region: 80-1582 (500 amino acids)
Molecular function (GO): protein binding
Source: RefSeq, a predicted model, not a curated record
UGUAGCUCAGUUGUGAGGUCAUAGGCCAGCAGGGUCAUCAGUUAGUAAUGAGAGUGAGUUCAAACGCCUUAAACUCAUCAUGGCUACUGGUCUUGGCGAGUUUCUCCGCAUUUUAAGAGGAGGCCUUGAGAAAGGUGAACAAAAUUCACCUGCACGUGGAGAUACUCAGGUUGAAGAAUUUGUUCGUGCGAGAAGGCGGAGAGAUCAUGACACCUCCAUGGCGACGCCUUGCAGGUUGCAACGUGAACCGUGUAAAACUCGGCCUGUGUUUGAACUGUGCGCAAAGGGCAGCCAUGGAAAUUAUAUGGAGAGAUUGCCUUCUGAGAUCAUCUUGAAGAUCCUUUCCUUUCUGGAUGCCUCCUCUCUGUUCAACAUCAGCUUUGUCAACAAGCGGUUUCAUGAUCUGGCUAACAGCAAUGCUCUGUGGUCUGUGUUGUAUGCUUCUGAGAUUGAAAAGAAAGUGUGGAGACCCCAAGUAAGCAUGAUUAAAGAAGUCGUGAGCAGCACAAUUGUGGAGGAGAAGCCUGCUGGAUACUGGAAGAAGCUGCUGCUCAAGGAGAUGGCUGGCUACAAGGACACCCUGUGGAAAACAGAGCUAAAACACAAGAACCCGCACACAGGCAUGCCAACUCUGACGGAGCAUGUUCUCAGGAGGUUACACAUUCAGUGGGAGAUCACACUCACAAAUAGGCAUGGACGGGAAAGUGUCUAUAAGCAGACGCACACUUUCUUCGAAGAUUCAUCGGUUACAGUGUGCUGGAGCCAAAGUUUCUGGCCGUUCAUGUUCACUCUUAAUAGCCUGCAGCUUCAUGGAAUAAUGUGUCCAGCUUCACCAGCUCCAGGAGACAAGCCAAGGUGGCGCUCUCUGAUUCGCAAGACAGCUUUGCAAAGAACAGGACAUUGGUCAUUCUUUGGCGCUGACAGGCUUGUGAAGGUGCUGCAGUUUGAUAAAGGGGUCAUCAUCGGACUCUGGCGGGGCAAUUGGAGAAUUGCCUUCAUCAUGAUCAACCUGCACUUCCACAAACUGAUUGAAAGAAGUCUUCUCGGUUCAAGAUUUUGUCCCUACAUACCUGCAGAUGACAGUGCUGUGGACCCUGACUGUAGCCGCCAUGGAUACACUCUGCACAUUGUGCUUCACAAUCCAGUUCGGCGAAUCAUGUGUCAGCGUUUUUCCCCACUGUACACCCGCAGAGUGAUGUCACAAGGGGAAUUUGUGCAGUUAAUCGCCAUUGAUUUCGCUAAUGUAUCCGAACACGUGCCUGUGGCGAAGAUCAGUCUUCCAUGGCAAGCAGAGGGAUUGCAGGGAGAAGUUGAGCGUUGCUGCAUGAUGACUCUGACGGUGCUGGAUGAAGCUCAGCGUCCCUUCUGGUGUGUGAGUUCUACUGUAAAAAUGUACAGAAGACAAAGAGUGCUGGACUUGGAGCAUGUAGGUGAGCAGUUCAUCGUCCUUUACGAGGAUGCCGAGGGGAAGGUCAAAAUGACCUUUGUGUUGAUGGAGGAGUUUCAGCACUACCUUUUGGUGCAGUUAGUUACUAUGUUCCCAGCAGCCAAAGUGAAAAGGCACUUUAGGGGAGAAUGUUGAAACUGUUGCAAUCCCUAGCUGGUUAAUGUUUAGAAAAGUUGAAAUGAUUCUGGCAGUGCUUUGAGUUGUAUGUAUUCGAAGAUGUAUUCUUGUUCAUGUAAAUUUGCUUUUUGGCAGUUUGUUAACGUAGAUGUCUGAAAUGUUUUGUCGAGUUUCAGAGGCAUUGAGGUUUUGCUUUUUUUAUGUUUUGUUUUUCUGGAAAUGCCAAAGCACUAGGCCUAUUUUUUUUUUUUAUUUCAGUACUAAUUUAAAUUUGGUAAAUGUUGUUAAAGUUUAUUUUUGGCAUUAUGUUUCUCAUAUUUAGUCAAAGAAUUUUCAAAAGGAGAAUAAAUAACACAGUGGUUUGAA